CAAGUGCAAUGGCAGUUUAGUUUGUUUAAAAUUCGAAAUUCGAAAUUCAACUUUUUUCUUCUUUUUUUGCUUUCCUAAUUUUAACUUUUUCAAAUCUCAAUCGCCUUUUUAUUCGUUGUUUAUCUAAUCAUGCCCGCAGGACUAUUCGGAGGGUAUAUCGUGCCCAAGCCUAAAAUGGCCUAUCGCAUUGUUUCAAAGACCCUUGGCGCAUCGAUGUGGUUUUGGAUGAUGUACCGCAUGAAGGAGGACGGCGCCGUCGCAUUUGGCCUUCGUCACCCCUGGGACCACCACGGCGAUCACAGCGAGCACGGGCACAAGGAGGAGGAUGGCAGCCACUAAGGGUGUGUACCCACUUUUCAAUAUGAAGUCAUUUCGUGCUGCCACUCCAAUCGCUAUGUUUUGAAACCCAUGCCACUCUUUUUCUGUUUUAUUAAAUUGUUUUCUUCAAAUAGACAUACUAAACCAA
Messenger RNA from Kickxella alabastrina, 466 nucleotides. RefSeq lists its product as uncharacterized. The record is from RefSeq and is a predicted model, not a curated record. Lineage: Eukaryota; Fungi; Kickxellomycota; Kickxellomycetes; Kickxellales; Kickxellaceae. Bases 130 to 339 code for a protein of 69 amino acids. Gene Ontology annotation, cellular component: mitochondrial inner membrane. The transcript is spliced from 2 exons.